GGAGAGGGAGGGAGGGAGAGAGAGAGAGGCAGCCAGUGCCCAUUCCGCAUUGACGCCAUGAGGAGCUCAGCAGUCCUUUUGCAAUGAGGAAGUCGGGGCCCGGAGAGACCAUCAGUAAACUUCUGAGAAGGAAAAGUUCUCCCUCGCUUUAUGCGGCCACCUUUCCGCCAGGCCAAGCCAUCCCUGGCGCCGGUGACUUGGAGGAACAGGUCAAACUAGAUGAGAUCCUAGCAGCCACUCGAUCCAGUAAAGGAGCGAUGAAUACAGUGAUGGAUUCUGGAACAGCAAAAGUGAAACAGCGGCCAACAGUCAAGCUUGCCAUUCCCUUCCAGGAACGUCCAAAGUUUGCUGUGCCAACUCCAACUUUGCCAGACCGAGCACUGUUUUCCAAAAUUCCAAGAACAUCGGUAAUUGCAGGUAGUGAUGUAAAAGUCAGCAACAACAAACCUAUUGUUGGAAACUAUGGACCGAGUAUCAACAUGCCAGAGGAUGACUGGAUUCCGCCACCUCCACCAAUGGCUCCACCACCACCUCCACCAAUGGCUCCUCCGACACAAAAUACUUAUCCAAAUCCACGUAUGACCCAUUUGCCGUAUGAAGUGGCUGUUCCACCACCUCCAAAGAUGGCUCCGCCGCCACCACCACCUUUAAGCAUGGCAUCGCAACAAAGACCUACUCCAAACUACCAGCUUCCUGAAACAACCUUUUCACCAUCAGCUCCAAAUAUGAUUCCUCCAUCGCCUCCCAUAAUAGCACCUCAAAAAUUUCUUUCAAAGAUUGACCAGUUCACAACAACAUCUCCCCCAUCCACUCCAAAAAUACCACCUCCCCCACCUCCCCUCUUGCUUCCACCUAAAGAUUAUUCUCUCCAAUCUCCUCAACAAGAUGGUGUUUCAAAAUCUAAUCAAAUUAAACAUCCUAAAAAAUCACCACCACCCCCUCCGCAAAGGGAUAUGAUGCAACAUAAUUUUACUCCAAAACCUGAAAGGGAUUUGCUGUCUUCUUUCAAAUUCUUUCCUACUGCUUCACAAAUAUCAGUUUCAAAUAAUCAAUCUUUGUAUAUGGCAGAAUCUCCUGAAGUGAUUUCACAGCCUUUGGUUGCGUCAACUUUCAAUCCUAAAGCAACAGCAAAGCUUUUCGGAUUUUCAGAACCAGUUAACAAAUCAGAAAGCUCUUUAGAUUCUGACUGGCCAAAUAAAAGCAAAUCCAUGAUAGUCAUGAAAGAUGCUGACCAGUAUCCAAUAGACCAGACAGGUGGAAUUAACCUCACUGCUUCCACACACAAGAAGGCAGUGUCGAAUGAAGGCACUGAACGUCCAAGUAUGAAUAAGGUGCAAGAAGAUUCCGUUCCACCUAAGCCACAGAAGCCAGCUCGUAAGAACAACCUGCUCGUGCAACAAUCUAAAUCAGUCCAAAAUAAUGGAAUACAUCCUAUAUACUCUGGUACUUCCAGAGAUCAUUCUAUCCAAGAUGAAAAAGAAGAGAACUGGAGCAAUAACAUGGAUCUUCGGCAAACCAGUUCAAUGCAAUUUCAUGAUUCAACCAACACUCAGAAUUUCUCCAGUAGUUCACCUGUUUCAAUCACCAAUUCAGAAAUAGAAUAUGGGAAAUACAGAGCAGGGGAAAAAACAAAAUCCACCAAGGCAAGGGAUUUUGAAAAUGCUAUGUUUGAUUUUCAGUUCUCUAAGCCAGUUGAGAAACCGGCCACAGCAGCUGCAGAGAUUCCAGAUCCUUUUCCAGAUCAAACUCUUCCUUCCACAGAGCAGAAUAUUAAUUCACGUUCACCACUGGCUCUUCUCAUGGCUGCAAAGCAGCGAGAUUCUAGUAAAAACAAAGGACUUCACAAAGCUGGUUCAGAGACAUCAAGCUUAUCCUUGGGAGGUACUCGGUACAUAAAGUCAACAAAUUCACAUACAAUCCACAUCACACCAAUAACUAAUUACAAGGAACGUCCUUUGAUUCCACAGGCAGAAGAUAUUACAGCACAAAACAAGCACGUCGAUGACUUACUCAGUUCUCUGAGCAGCACUGAAAAAAGUCACGAAUGGUCAAAACCUUCACUCCACUCAACAUCACAUAGAAUUGCAGAGCCAGAUGACUCUCAAAAAGAUGUUGACAUGUCUUUACUUCUGAUUCCACCUCCACCAAGUUUUAGUGAUGAAGAGAAUGAAGAGCCCUCAUUUGGGCUUCUGCCACCUCCAUUUGAAUUUUCGAACCAUGAUGAUAAUAGAGAUUAUUCUCCACAGCCAGAAAGAAAAGUAAAUGAUGAACCUGGGGUUGACAGUCUACAUUCUGCCAAUUCAGACAAGAGAGGACUUUCUCUACAGGGAUCCACUCAUGAAAGUGCUGACCAUUUAGCAUCUAAUCACUAUAACAGCCUAAUCAAUACAAAUUCUUAUUCCAUUAACAAGUUGCCAUUAAACACUUUGUCGUCUCCUAUCAAAAAAAUCUUUGAUCAGCAAAAGCCUUCAAUAGCAGAAAAGCCCACAUUCCUGCAUAGUGCUGUGGUGAAUGGAGGCUCUGCAAAAUUUCACAAUUCAAAGCAAGUUUCAGAUUCGCACAGUUAUUCUUAUUUAAUGUCUAAAGCAUAUGGAAAAAAUGUACCCAAGAUGGAACAGCAGCAGACAGAAACCAUGCCAUCAACAAACAAACUGGCAGUGAAGAAUAAAGUUAUCGAUGAAUUGCAGUCUAAGGUGCAAGCUUUAAGCACUAACCAUUCUGAUGUGGCAUCUAAAAGCUCACAGAAUACACAAGUUUCACAAUCUUACGGUAGGACCUUUACUAUCCGGCCUGGUACGAAGCAACCAAUAACUGUGGUGUACCCUCCAACAACUAAAUGAAAAUCUGCUCUUUUUAAACCAAAGCGUGGGUUUUGCCUAGUUAAUGUCUGAAGAUCUUCACACUGACUUUAUUCACUUUCCAAGGACAACAUUCCAUCCAAAUUUCACACAAUUUAUUUGAGCACAUCAGCACUUGGUGUGCGUGUACAUUUUGUAUUUGUGACACUUCUGAAGAGGCCUUUUGCCAGUAAUAGCAUGUUACAGCUUGUUUAUAUUGUAUGUAUCCUUAUGUAAAACAUAUGCUUUUAACAGGUAUGCUUUUUGAAAGUACCUUUGUGUGUUGUAUAAUACAUAAACCCUUUAAUUUAUAUAAUCCUGUGGUACAGUUCCAGCACAGUAUCUUUUAACAUGCAGAUUCAGUGUUGAUCUUAUGCUAUAGCAAUUGCAAUCAUGGGAGUAUUAGGAAUAUUCAUUUUUACAUUACCGUGUACACAUUUUAUAAGCUCAUCUUAAUCAAAAAAUCAAAUAAAGAAUAUCCUGUAAAAAUAAUUAAUUAUUUUUUAAAUUUUGAUUUAUUUUCCCAAUAGAUGUGUUACCUCAUAUGAUGUGUCUGAUCCCUAGAGUAUUUUAUACUUUGUAAAUGAAGUAUUGAUAUUUAUGGCAUAAAAUAAUGGUCUAUGUUUAAGCUGGCUUUAUGAAAUGAUCCUUAUAUAACUAAAUUUACCAGUACCAUCUACUUAUAAUGUCUACAUUGUAUAAGUCUAAAAAUCACAAUGAAAAUUUCUUUACCAAAUGGGAGAGAGGAAGGAAGAGCAGAAAGGAUUGCCCUGUAUCUAAUCUGUACUUUGACUUGUAUAUUGAGUUUCACAUGAAAUGAAACAUUUUUAUUUAAGUGCUCUAUUUUGGAUAAAGAUCAAAAUGUAAUCUAGAGUGAAUUUAGGUAAGAUUAAUGUAUUGUAGAAGUAGCCAUGUACGAUAUUCAUAAUCUCUGCUGCAUUUUUCCUUUCUGUAAUACUUACACUAAAAUCUAUCAUAGAGAUGAUUUUGUUUGGUUUCUCAACAGGAAAUCUGAUGCUAUACUUCCAGAAAUCAGUAAAUAACUUGUACAAUCAAUGUCAUAUGUCAAUUUGAUUCAGCACUAAAUAAACUUCUUUUAAAUUCA
This is a messenger RNA of Carcharodon carcharias (great white shark), 3942 nucleotides long. Its product is annotated as protein piccolo-like. The transcript is spliced from 5 exons. The record is from RefSeq and is a predicted model, not a curated record. The coding region runs from base 84 to 2840 and encodes 918 amino acids. Lineage: Eukaryota; Metazoa; Chordata; Chondrichthyes; Lamniformes; Lamnidae.